GGGGAAAGGUAGUCAGUCUUCCUGUGAUAGGAGGAUACUGCAAGAUUAUAUACCAAAGGGUCGGGUACUCAGGAAUUCUUAUAAAAUGGCUACAUAUUUUAUAUAAUAAUAAAUAUUUAAACAUUAGACUUGAGAGAAACUUUACCAAAGGCCUAAGAAUUAGAGAUAUGUUUGAUAAAUAAACAUUAUUCAUGGGCUGAAAACUCUGAGCGGGAAAAUAGGGCUAAUUUCAUCUGGACAACUUCUUGGAAACUCAUUUUUUAUUUUGGAAAUUACGAGAAAAUAAUUUGUUCCAUUCAUAAGUGGUGUGCACAUGCAUGUAUUUGUGUUCGUAUUUAUGAGCUUGUGAAUAAUGAAGUUAUACAAAAGUAUUAGCAGCAACCAGAUCUUAUGGAGUACUGGCCUGCCUGUGGUUCUCAAGAAAAUCUUAGAUGCUUUUGAUAAAAGCAGUUAGGAUUCUGUGUAUAUAAAUCUGGCAUUUUAAAAAGUCCAUAUUGGUGAUGAUCUUAGUUGUGAACAAGCUCCCUUUAAGACUUUAGACAUUGCUAUAUGAUCUAUGUAUUGGGUUAUAAAACUUCCCAAACAACUGAAGUUGCUAAAGACAAAUGAUGGAGAGGUUACACAAAGAAAAAUUGCAAACUCUGAAAGAGAAUACGUUCUUAUUUGUGUACUAGCAAAUGAGGAUUCAUGUUUCCGGUCAAUUUCUGUAUGAAUAAUUCCAGCCUGUAACAAGAACAAACAGUGAAUGAAUGAGUUAAUUUGAGUUGUUUGAAAAUAAGAAUGUUUUCCAUAAAGAGAUCAUUGAACUCAUCAAUUAACAUGCCAUGGUGACUUCUGGCUUGACACUGGUCACAACAUUUAAAAGUAAAAAGAAUGACCCAGUAGAUUUACAAAUUAGGUGCAUAUAGAAUUUAAGGUCAGGAUAUUCAAACAAUCACAACCAGUGAUAUUACAUUGAGAGGUGAAGCCAGCUGGACUUCCUGGGUCAAGUGGGGAUUUGGAGAACUAUUCUGUAGCUAGCAAGGGGAUUGUAAAAUGCACCAAUCAGUGCUCUGUAAAAGGCACCAAUCAGCACUCUUUAGGUAGCAUAGGGAUUAUAAAAUGCACCAAUCAGCACUCUUUAGGUAGCAUGGGGAUUAUAAGAUGCACCAAUCAGCACUCUUUAGGUAGCAUGGGGAUUAUAAAAUGCACCAAUCAGCAGUCUGUAAAAAUGCACCAAUCAGCACUCUAGCUAGCCAGAGGAUUGUAAAAUGCACCAAUCAGCGCUCUGUAAAAGGCACCAAACAGCGCUUUGUAAAAUGCACCAAUCAGUGCUCCGUAAAAUGCACCAAUCAUCAGGAUCCCAAAAGUAGCCAAUCGCAGGGAGGAUUGAAAAAAGGGCACUCUGAUAGGACAAAAAUGGAACAUGGGAGGGGACAAAUAAGGGAAUAAAAGCUGGCCAUUCCAGCCCACAGCACAACCCACUCAGGUCCCCUUCCACGCUGUGGGAGCUUUGUCCUUUUGCUCUUAAAAAUAAACCUUGCUACCACUUAGUCUUUGGGUCCACUGCGUCUUUAAGAGCUGAAACCUUGCUACUGCUCAGCCUUGGGUCCAUGCCGUCUUUAAGAGCUGUAACAUGACUGCAAAGGUCAGUGGCUCCAUUCUUGAAGUCAGCGAGACCACGAACCCACCUGCAGGAACCAACUCUGGAUACAACACCAGCAUUUUAAAAAUUUCUUUUUGUCUGUUCAGACAUGAUAACUUUUCUGCCCAUCAUUUUUUCCAUUCUAGUAGUGGUUAUAUUUGUUAUUGGAAAUUUUGCUAAUGGCUUCAUAGCAUUGGUAAAUUCCACCGAGUGGGUAAAGAGACAAAAGAUCUCCUUUGCUGACCAAAUUGUCACCGCUCUGGCGGUCUCCAGAGUUGGUUUGCUCUGGGUGUUAUUAUUAAAUUGGUAUUCAACUGUGUUGAAUCCAGCUUUUUAUAGUGUAGAAUUAAGAACUACUGCUUAUAAUGUCUGGGCGGUAACCGGCCAUUUCAGCAACUGGCUUGCUACUAGCCUCAGCAUAUUUUAUUUGCUCAAGAUUGCCAAUUUCUCCAACCUUAUUUUUCUUCGCUUAAAGAGGAGAGUUAAGAGUGUUAUUCUGGUGAUGCUGUUGGGGCCUUUGCUAUUUUUGGCUUGUCAUCUUUUUGUGGUAAACAUGAAUCAGAUUGUACGGACAAAAGAAUAUGAAGGAAACAUGACUUGGAAGAUCAAAUUGAGGUGUGCAAUGUACCUUUCAGAUGCGACUGUAACCAUGCUAGCAAACUUAGUACCCUUUACUGUAACCCUGAUAUCUUUUCUGCUGUUAAUCUGUUCUCUCUGUAAACAUCUCAAGAAGAUGCAACUCCGUGGCAAAGGAUCUCAAGAUCCCAGUACCAAGGUCCACAUAAAAGCUUUGCAAACUGUGAUCUCCUUCCUCUUGUUAUGUGCCAUUUACUUUGUGUCUGUAAUAAUAUCAGUUUGGAGUUUUAAGAAUCUGGAAAACAAACCUGUCUUCAUGUUCUGCCAAGCUAUUGGAUUCAGCUGUUCUUCAGCCCACCCGUUCAUCCUGAUUUGGGGAAACAAGAAGCUAAAGCAGACUUUUCUUUCAGUUUUGUGGCAAGUGAGGUACUGGGUGAAAGGACAGAAAUCUUCAUCUCCAUAGAUUCAUAAGAGGGUCAUUGUGUGUCUUCUAACAGAAAACGAACUGGUGGUGUAUGAAACAUUUUAUAUUUCUUACUGUGUUUUCUGUAAUGUAUGUGUAUGAAUAAUUUCCAAUCAUAAACCUAGAUAAAUCUUUAACCUAAAGUUAGUCUAAAAAAUGUAUGUAUGUGUGUGUGUGUUUAUGUGUGUAUGAAAAACUUAAGAACAUUGACAAUAACAUACUCUUUUUUGUUUUUUCAUAUGAACUGCCAAAUUAUACAAAAUAUGACAAAAAUUCCUCAGAAUUAUGAAGCCAUGUGUAUUUCAUUCAUGUAUUUUAUAUUUCAUUUGUAGAAUUUACAAUGUCUAUUUAUAAUUAUUAAGAACUAACAGCUUAUCUCAGGAAAGAUAUUGCUGUUUUCUAUUGUUAUUUGAACCACACAAAUAUACCACAGCGUGCUUAGAAUUCAUUGUUUGAACCUCUAUCUUGUUGGAUGGUAAAGUCAUUCAAUUCUAAAUCAA
This is a messenger RNA of Pongo pygmaeus (Bornean orangutan), 3163 nucleotides long. Its product is annotated as taste receptor type 2 member 45. The coding region runs from base 1734 to 2663 and encodes 309 amino acids. Lineage: Eukaryota; Metazoa; Chordata; Mammalia; Primates; Hominidae. The record is from RefSeq and is a predicted model, not a curated record. Gene Ontology annotation, molecular function: G protein-coupled receptor activity; bitter taste receptor activity. Gene Ontology annotation, cellular component: membrane. The transcript has a single exon. Gene Ontology annotation, biological process: sensory perception of taste; G protein-coupled receptor signaling pathway.